This is a messenger RNA of Ipomoea nil (Japanese morning glory), 1805 nucleotides long. RefSeq names its product cytochrome P450 CYP72A219-like. Bases 23 to 1591 code for a protein of 522 amino acids. The transcript has 6 exons. Gene Ontology annotation, molecular function: heme binding; iron ion binding; oxidoreductase activity, acting on paired donors, with incorporation or reduction of molecular oxygen. The record is from RefSeq and is a predicted model, not a curated record. NCBI's taxonomy places the organism in Eukaryota, Viridiplantae, Streptophyta, Magnoliopsida, Solanales, Convolvulaceae.
AAUUCAAUGCAAGUAGGAAGAAAUGGAGAUUCUUUACAACUCCACUGCAGUUCUCUUUGCAAUCAUACUUUCAAGAUUUCUAUACAAAUUCCUGGAUUGGGUAUGGGUGAAGCCAAGGAGGAUAGAAAGGCUGUUUAGGCAGCAAGGUUUUUCGGGCAAUUCUUACAAGCCGUUGAUCGGAGAUUUGGUAGAAAUCGCACGCUCCACCUUCCAAGCAAACCGCUGCGGACCUUUGGAGAAUCUUUCUAACGACAUCGCCCCUCGCAUUCUCCCAUUUCUUCAUAAUGCAAUCCGAGUCUAUGGCAAGAAGUCUUUUCUGUGGUUUGGAACAGCACCAUCCGUGAUCAUCACAGAGCCCGGAUUGAUUAAGGAAAUGCUCGCAAAUUACACCACUUUCCACAAGCCAAAUCGGUCGGCAAUGUUGGAGGUAGCACGAGGACUGUUUGCCUGUGAAGCAGACAGAUGGCAGAUGAACAAAAGAAUUAUCAAUCCAGCUUUUCACAUAGAGAAGUUGAAGGUUAUGGUACCUGCAUUCUAUAAAACCAGUCGCGAGAUGGUGGAUAAAUGGGACAACAUCGUAAAACCAGAGGGGUCGGAGGUCAACGUUGGGCCAUAUCUCAGCAUCUUAACCAGCGAUGCGAUUGCACGAACGGCUUUUGGCAGCAACUUUGAAGAAGGAAGAAACAUAUUCCACAAUCUUGAUAAGCUAACCAUGCUUAUCAAUGAGCUUGGACCAUUCGCGUUCAUCCCACAGUAUUGGGCUUUGCCAACUAAAAUGAAAAUGAAGAUACAGAAAAAGGCGAGGGAAGUGAGAGGAUUAGUACAAGAAGUUGUGGUGAAGAGAAUGGAGGAGGUGAGAGCAGGAAAAGCUACUGCAAGCACAGCAGAUCUACUAGGAAUUUUGUUGGAAUCAAACCUAGAAGAAAUCAGAAAUAAUGGAAACAUGAACAAGGGAUUGAGUAUGGAUGAAGUAAUAGAAGAGUGCAAAUUAUUCUACUUUGGGGGACAAGAAACCACAACCAACUUGAUUGGAUGGACCUUAAUUUAUAUGGGUAAACACUUAGAGUGGCAACAACGAUUAAGGGAUGAAAUCAUGCAAGCCUUUGGGCCGGUGGCCGCCAUUCAAUCUUGCGAUUUUCACAAGUUGAGUCACCUCAAAAUUAUGAACAUGAUACUUAAUGAGAUUCUGAGAUUGUAUCCACUUGCUCCAGUGUUGUCUCGCGAGACUCGAGAAGAUACAAAACUAGGAAACAUUAAGCUACCUGCGGGAGUGCAUGUUGUGGUUCCCUUAAUUUCAUUGCAUCGGGACAAGGAUUUGUGGGGUGGCGAUGCCCUAGAGUUCAAACCAGAGAGGUUCAAAGAUGGAAUUUCAAAGGCAUCCAACACCCCAGGUGCCUAUUUUCCAUUUGGCGGUGGGCCACGAAUUUGCAUUGGUCAAAACUACGCAUUGGUUGAAGCCAAAGUCGCAUUGAUAGCAAUCUUACAACGGUUCAGCGUCCAGCUUUCUCCAUCUUAUAAGCAUUAUCCUGAAUGGGUUUUAACUCUUCAGCCACGUUCAAUUGCGGUCAAUUUGAUAUUGCGCAAGCUAUAAUAAGUUGAUGUUUUUUGAACACAUAUAUAUGUGAUUGGUACGUACGUACGUGACUAUAUAUGUUGCUUCUAUUUUGAGUCCCGUAAGAUUUAAUGUAUGUUUUUAUUUGAGAUUGACGUCACUAGCAGGCGAGCGGCCUGUUUAUGGAACUUGACAUAUAUGUUUUAAUUUAAUGCAUAAAUAAAAUGCUUCCAAGCCAGUUUGAUUAUAAUAU